UGAAAGAUGGGAAAUGAAUACAAGAAAAUUGUUCUGCUGAAAGGAUUAGAGGUCAUCAAUGAUUAUCACUUUAACAUAAUUAAGUCUUUACUGGCCCAUGAUUUGCAACUGACGAAAAAAAUGCAGGAAGAAUAUAACAGAAUUAUGAUUGCUGACUUGAUGGAAGAAAAGUUCCAGGGUGUUGCCUGUGUGAACAAGCUAAUAGAAUUGUUCAAAGAUAUCAAAGAUCUCAAAAAAGAUAUUAUUGAAACACUUAGAAGAGCAAAGUCAAAAGUUGCAAAGCAAACUGAAGGAAAGAAAACUCCAAUGAAAAGGAACAAGCAAAAUAAAGCAGGUCCUGCAACACCUAUAAUGACCAAAAAGGAAGGUCAGAAAAGAACAAACACAGUCAAGCAGGAUGCUAUAACCAAAAAGAAGAAAAUUUCUGAGGAGGAAAGUCAGCCUCCCUGUUCCUCAGGAGCCAGCACAUCUGCAGCUAUGGAUCACCCCCAGCUUCCCCAACUCUCAUCACCAACUCGUUCCUCCACUUCCUUAAAUGAGAAUCAGGAACAGCAGGCCCAAUGUCAAGCAUCUACCAAAAAGCAUGUUCUUCAAAAGGGCCCAUUGAUAGUGAUGGUGCUGAAAGCAACAGAGCCAUUUAAAUAUGAGUCUACAGAAAAGGAUAAAAACAGGAUGUUUCAUGCUACAGUGGUUACAGAGAAUAAAUUCUUCCAAGUGAAGGUUUUUAAUACCAAUCUGAAGGAGAAGUUCACCCCUAGAAAUUUCAUUGCCAUAAUAGAUUAUUUUGAAUGCAAAGGAUUACUGGAGAUAAAUGAAGUAUCAUCUGUAUCUGAAGUUGGUCCUGAUCACAAGUUUGAGGUCCCGACAAGAAUCAUCAAAAGAGCAAAAGAAACUCCCAAGAUUGAUAAUCUUCAAAAGCAAGCAUCAGGAACAUUAGUGUAUGGGCUGUUUAGGUUAAAUAAGAAAAAAGUGAACAUAAAGAACACAAUCUAUGAAAUACAAGAUGAUACAGGAAAGAUGGAAGUAGUGGGGAAUGGAAAAUGGCAUAACAUCCAAUGUAAGGAAGGAGAUAAGCUUAAACUCUUCUGCUUUCAACUGAGAACAAUUGACUACAAGUUGAAACUGAUAUGUGGAAUUCAUAGUUUAAUUAAGGACAGUGUCCCUUCAGCUUUGCCCAUAAGCAUGCCUCUCUUUGGCUCUUUGCCUCUCAGCCUGGCCUCUACCCUUCUCAGACAAGUGUUCCAAAAGGAUUCAGUGGAAGUGAUGGUCCUGAAAGCAAAAGAGCCAUUUGAAUAUGAGUCUGAAGGAGAUGGUAAAAAGACAAUGCUUCACACCACAGUGGUGACAGAAAAUAAAUUCUUCCAAGCAAAGGUUUUCAACACCAACCUGAAGAGGAAAUUUAAAAGAAGGGUCAUUGCCAUUACAGAUUAUUUUGAAUACAAAGCAUUACCGGGGAAAAAUGAAGCAUCAUCUGUAUCUGAAGCUGGUUCUGAACAGAAGAUUGAGGUCCCAACCAGAAUUAUCAAAAGUGCAAAUGAAACUCUCAAGAUCGAUACUUUUCAAAAACAAACCAGGAAUAUAAGUGUAUGGGUUGUUUAUGUUAAUAAGGUAAUAAUUUAA
This is a messenger RNA of Orycteropus afer afer, 1620 nucleotides long. The record is from RefSeq and is a predicted model, not a curated record. NCBI's taxonomy places the organism in Eukaryota, Metazoa, Chordata, Mammalia, Tubulidentata, Orycteropodidae.